Acanthocheilonema viteae is the source of this 2124-nucleotide messenger RNA. NCBI's taxonomy places the organism in Eukaryota, Metazoa, Nematoda, Chromadorea, Rhabditida, Onchocercidae. The record is from the annotation of a GenBank genome assembly.
AUGCAUCUGUCAUCUAUCGAUCGUCAUGAUUCCGUUUCCUCUGCUGAUAUUUCUAAUUCGCUUGAUUCUGAUUGUUUGAUUCAUCGCACCUCAAACUCUCAGAUAACUUCGGGAAAACAGUUCGGUGGAAGAAAAAGCACCGGCGAGUUGAAUAAUUACAAUGAAAAGAUUGUGUUUAGUUUCAUUAAUGCUGUAGUAAAACGCAAUGUCAGCCAAGUUUGCGGUGAUAGCCUUACAAAGAUCGGUCCAUAUUUCUUGGAUUACAAUACGAUUCCAGCUCAGAAGGAAUUUUUUAUCACAGCUUAUACAUCUGGUAGCGCGGAGCAGUUUUUUAGUAGGGAUCAAGAUCGCUGGGUGUUCCGAGCAUACAAAUGUAUCCAAGCAGCGGGAGAGGCGCCCUAUUCAAAAUCCGAGCAUCCGUUACAUUACUGCUUUGGUUAUAAUGAAAAAAAUGAAAAAAAUAAUGGAGUGGCAUAUGGAAUUUGUAUUCCAUCUACUUGUUAUAAUGAUCGAAAUAAGUUGCUGGAUGAAUGGCGGUCGAUGAUAUCCACUGAUGCUCUAGCAAUCGAUUAUACUUCAUGCACUAAAUCACGUCAUGACCAACAGUGGUACCAGAAACCAAUGGCCAUCGCGGAAUUUAUUCUGCAUCAAAAUUUCAUGUUACUUGUUGUAAUUGCCACUGUUUAUCAUAUAAAAAAAGGAAAGCAGAUCAGAAGCAGAUGGGUGGAAAUUUUGUUGGCCUUUUCUGCAAAGAAGAAUUUGAUGAAAUUAGUCCGAAUGCCAAAAGAUUCACAGUCAACGAUCACUUGUAUGUUCGGUAUGCGUUUCUUGUCCAUGGUCUGGACCGUUAUCGGCCAUUCAUUCCUUUUCGUGCAGGCUUAUUUGGAUAACGUGGAAGAAUACAAGAACGAUAUGGUCAAUCAUUUCUACAAUCAGUGGAUUACAAAUUUUACACUCGGCGUUGAUACUUUUUUGGUGCUCAGUGCUACAUUGACAGCUUUUACUUGGUUUAAAAAAAUUCACAGGAAUUUAUCAGAAUCAGUACCAACGUGGACAUCAUAUGGUUAUUGGUUACGUUACUACCGUCAUCGGAUCAUUCGUUUAUGGCCAGCUUAUAUAUAUGUGUUGGUGGAUGUUGGAAUGCGUGCAUCAAUUCAGCAUUUUCACCCGAUGUGGCCUCCCACUGAUCCCGCUGUUCAGUGUCCUAAACACUGGUGGGAAAAUGUUCUGUUUGUGAACAGUUUGUUUGAAAAUCGUUGCAUGCCGUGGACAUGGUACAUUGGCACCGAAUUCAUUUACUAUCUCUUGUCACCGAUAUUCUUAUUAUUGCUGCAUAAAGUACCGCGAAUCGGAUUCGCUCUCUCAGUGGUAACCAUACUGUCAUCUAGUUUUUUGAAUAUAUUUGGCAUGUUACAUUGGAACUUUCCGCCAACUCAGUUGCUCUGGAAACAACCGGAAAUUUUUAGUGCUGACUUUAUUAAACAUCACGUAUUGAUGUAUAUAAAGCCACAAUACCGAAUAGGACCGUAUAUUGUUGGUUUACUGUUGGGAUAUUAUUUAGUGAUUGUUCAGAAGUGUGCGAAACAAACACGUCAACGAAGUAUGAGAUUGCAAGCACUUGGCUGGACUUUUGCUUCCAUUGCUUGCUUCUGGGCCAUUUUUGGUAUAUUCUAUCAAUUUUUCUGCCUGAAUCCAGAAACGGCAUUUAUGCCCAGAUUAAAGUUUAAUGCAUCGGAUUCACGGGUGUAUACAGGAGUUUGCGCAGAUAAACAUCACUCAUUCGGUUGCAACAUUGGCUUUUAUAGUGUUGGGUUGGGAUUGGCGCAUGUAUCAUCUUUUCUAUGGCGGUUUCCACCGGACAGUGUUCGCCUCGGCAAUGACUUGGCUUAUUUAUGCUUGUCACACCGGCAGUGGAGGGAUCAUCAACAGAAUGCUCAGUAUGAAAUUGUUCAUACCAUUAUCAUCGCUUUGCUAUUCGGUGUAUUUGGUGCACAUGGUAAUGGUCACAAGAAUACUGCAGUGCAAUUGGCCAAAGAUUACGGAUCUAGAAAGGAUCAUCUUCCAGAAUGGUCACAAGAAUACUGCAGUGCAACUGGCCAAAGAUUACGGACUGCAGCAAUCUAA